CUUAUCUAGCCUAUCCUGCCAUGCCCUGCGGUGUGUGUGGAUGUCCCGCACCACUGACAACAGCGGUUUCGGCACGGUCUCUAACAAUGGACUUUGAAACGAAGAUUUAUUCCAGAAUCGGUGGAUAUGGACGAUAUAACAGAAUUAUUUCCAUAUUCAGCUGGUUUCCGAACUUUGCUGUGAUGCUGAACCUUUUUUGCGACGUUUUUUACACUCUGAUUCCCGGGUCGUACCACUGUAAACCCGACCCGACUCUUUUACCUUCAGGUUUUCUUUUCAGUAAUUAUUCCAGACAAGGGUAUCUCAAUUUUACCAUACCGUGGGUGAAUGGCUCUGGACUGAGUCACUGUGAACUUUAUAAGUACCCUAGAAACGUCUCCAACUUCAUAGACAGCAUUCCAAAGGAGAUAGUGCCAUGUACGAGUGGAUGGGAGUACGACCAAGCUGCAGCGCUUCAAAGCAACUACGUUACAGAGUGGAACCUAGUGUGUAGGGACUACUGGAAGAUUCCUCUGCAGCACAUCUGCUUCAUGACAGGGUGGAUUGUGGGAUAUGUCCUCCUGGGCACAGUGUGUGACUGGUUGGGUCGUCGACAGGGCUUCCUGCUGUCUGUGUCUCUGUCCGGUCUGUUAGGAGUAGCUGUGUGUCUGUCCAACAGCCCUGUAGUGUUUCUGCUGCUACGCCUGUCUCAGGGCGCCAUGUUGGCUGGGGUCUUCCUCUCCUCUUACCUCGCCAGACUGGAGCUGUGUGAUCCUCCCCAUCGUCUGAUGGUUGAAAUGGUCAGUGGUUUUUUUGCCAUCGCUGCAGAGCUCUUGUUACCAGGGCUGGCGGUGCUGUGUCGUGAUUGGCCAGUUCUUCAAGCAGUGGCUACCUUGCCACUGCUCCUGCUGCUCUCCUAUUGGUGCUGUCCAUCAGUGUUUCCCGAGUCUCCACGCUGGCUUCUGGCCACAGGUCAGAUCGACCAGGCUAAGAGGUGUUUCCAGAGCUUCUCCACCAGGAACAGAGUGUGUCUCAGUGAGGACAUCUACCCUGCUGAGAACCUGCUCUCAGAGAUGGAUGCGGAGUACCCAGAUGAUACUCAGCCUUGCUACCACUCAGUCCUGGAGUUGCAUUCCACCCGAGUGAUCUGGAGGAACUGCCUCAUCCUUAGCUUUACUAUGUUCAUAGGCACAGGCAUCCAGUACUGUUUCAUCAGGAACCUCCACAGCUACUCCCACAACUUCUACUUUAGUUACUUCCUGCGUGUGCUGACUGGAGCUCUGGGAUGCAUCUUCCUCUGCCUGUCCGUCAACCGCUUUGGUCGCCGUGGUAUCCUGCUUCUGUCUGCCAUUAUCACCGGCCUGUCCUCGCUGCUGCUGCUGGCCCUCACACAGUUCAUCAGAAAGACGUGUCCUUCUCUAGAUCUGCGUGGAGUGCUGGUGUUGUUGCUGUCUGUGCUGGGGCUCCUCUUCUCCCAGGCCCUGGCCAUGCUCAGUGCAUUCUUUGCCAGCGAGGUCAUGCCCACCGUAGUCCGUGGUGGUUGUCUGGGGCUGGUGCUAGCGUCUGGCUGUAUGGGGAUGGCUGCUUCCUCUAUGAUGGAGCUCCAGAACAACAGGGGUUACUUCCUCCACCACGUCAUCUUCGCCUCCUUCGCCGUCCUCUCGGUGCUGUCCAUCAUGCUGCUGCCGGAGAGCAAGCGCAAGCCGCUACCCGACUCUCUGAAGGACGGCGAGAGCCAGCGACGGCCCCCUCUCUUCCUGUCCCGUGAAGACAACCUGCCCCUGCUCUAUACCCGGCGUGGAGCCUCCGAGUACAACCCUGAUAACUACUCCCGCUUGGUCACCGCCACCAGGAAGAUGCUCAUCAAAGACAAUUUACCCUAUAAGAUCGUUGUGCCUUCCCAGUCCCCGCUGCUGCCUUCCAACAGCGAGGUGCACUGCAUACUGGAGGAUGAGGCACUAAGAGAGGACUUGUCUUAACAGCCUCUAACUACAAUCAUCCAAUCUCCUCUCCCACAGAGAGACCUCGCCUCAAACCCACUGAAUAUCUCUCCCCACCACACUGAGACAGUUUGAUCCAGACUCGUAUCGCUCUGAACGACGGGUCUUCUUGGAUAUUUUGAAGGGGAGGGGAGUUUGAGAUGAGGUGUGUAUUUACUGUGUCAGUUUUUUGUUGUUGUGCCAAAUGUUUCAAACAAUACAAAAAAACAAUACAAAAAAACGAUGUGUGUGUGUGUGCUUGCACAGACUCUGCUGAAAGACUGUGUGCUAGUCCUUUGUUUUUGUACUGAUGGAGAUCUGCUGUUUCUAAGACAGUGUUAACACCCUCUCUUCUCCAGGUCGUGCAGCAAGGAGCUAUGACUUUAUUAACCACUAAGGCUAAAGGCUCACUUGAGAAGCGUUGCUUGUCCACUUAACUGGUGACUUGUGCUUUUCAUUACUGCAGAGAGAAAGAGAGAGCAGGGCCCUGUUACUUAAUCUCAUUCACUGGUGACUCAACGAGGGGAACUCACAGAUAAACGUCCGUUUGGCUCAAACUGGAAUGUGGUGUAGCCAAUUGUUUGAUUUUUGGUGGGGAACUCAAUGAAGUAUCAGUCACUGAUAAUAUCACCGAAGCUAUGACCUUAGCAAUGAAAGGUCAUUCCAUCCUGUCCACUUGUUGGACAUGUGUUAAGAACAUGAGGUGUUGUCACAUGAUGAUUUGCUCCCGGAACAGAGUUCUUAGAUAAAGAGUUGUUUUAGAUUAUUGAAAUGUGAUUAGGUCAUGAACCUCUACUCUGAGUCAUUAUAUACUGGGUGGUUCGAGCCCUGAAUGCUGACAGCUGUGGCAUAUCAGACAAUAUACCACGGGUAUGACAAAACAUGUAUUUUUACUGCUCUAGUUACAUUGGUAACCAAUUUAUAAUAGAAAUAAGACACCUCGGGGGUUGGUGGUAUAUGGCCAAUAUACUACGGCUAAGGUCUGUAUCCAGGCACUCCGCGUUGCGUCGAGCUUAUGAACAGUUCCCCCCCCCCCAUUACUUAAUUAUAACCUUUCAAGUGAGACUUUACCUUAUAUUAGUUGUCACAUCCAUUUCUCUGCCUUAAACUGUGAACUUUCCUGUUUAAAAAAAGGCAGUUGCUAGGACAUUAUACUUAACAUUCUAUGUAAUUUAACUGAAAAUACAUUUUAUCAACUAUUAAACCACUUUUCACUGCUCUCUUUGAUAUUUGACUGUGGUUUGAGGUUUGCGUUGUUGUCCUUCUUGGCCUGGCUGUGGAACUGUUUUACAUUAUAUUGUUGGAUAGGAUGUUUACUCUUAUUAUCCCGGCUCAUUCUCUUUUAAUGUUUUAUCCCCCUCUCUUCUGCUUGCGUGGGAACAGCCCCCCAUACAGGAAGUUUAUUUGGAAAAACUUUACCCCACAGCUGACAAUAUUCUGUCCUUCAGAAGAUACUUUGUAUAUAAUUCUAUAUUCAAAGUAUAUUAUUUUCAGCUAUGAAUAAGUUGUCUAACUCACAAAAGUUACAUUUUGAUUUAUUUGGAAGCUGAGGCCAUACAAUGUUAAUUCACUGUUUGCCCAUCUUCACGUCUCAUAGAAAACUAGAAUAAAAAUGUCCUCAAGUAAAGAGAUGUAUUUCCUUUCAGAUCAUUUGGAAAACGAAAUGUCCCUCAGACCCGCCCAAUAGAAUUUCAACAAUGCUAUUACACUUUUGACAUCAACGGGGUCUUAAACGAGGUCACUGGGUGUUGAACUAAGGUUGCUGUAGUAUUUUUAUGAAGCUGAUCCACUUCUAUUUUGAACUUUUAUUUGCUUGCUCGCCUCACUUUUCAAAAAUGAAAUCCGUUAAACAGUUCAUCAAUUUUGAAUGGCCUAAACUGAAAAUGUAUUGAGUUCUGCCCUGUUCUUCAUGUCUGAUACAAUGCUUACCACAAGAUGGUGCUGUUCUCUUAUGUAUUGAAUGUACAAAAUCCACCAUUUGUCUUUCUUAACUGGGUGUUAUGUUUGAUUAUCAACGAAGUCUGAUUUUUGUAUUUUGAAGAAUUGGAAAUGUUAUGAGUGUAAAUAAAAUGAUAAGAAUGGCCAGGUGCUAGGAGUUAGUCCCAACACACCAUUGCCGAACAGCCUAGUUCAUGUCUUUUUGUACUGCAUUCUCAAAAUGAUUGAGCCAGAUGGGAUAAUAGACACUGUUGUUGAAUGAAGCACACUGUUCUAGCCUGGCAUUAACUUCAUUUUGACAUAUACAAAAUAAACUCAAUUGUGCUCAUUG
This is a messenger RNA of Salmo salar (Atlantic salmon), 4227 nucleotides long. RefSeq names its product putative solute carrier family 22 member 31. Gene Ontology annotation, biological process: transmembrane transport. The record is from RefSeq and is a predicted model, not a curated record. NCBI's taxonomy places the organism in Eukaryota, Metazoa, Chordata, Actinopteri, Salmoniformes, Salmonidae. Gene Ontology annotation, cellular component: membrane. Gene Ontology annotation, molecular function: transmembrane transporter activity.